This is a messenger RNA of Gastrolobium bilobum, 690 nucleotides long. Its product is annotated as F-box/kelch-repeat protein At5g42360-like. The coding region runs from base 1 to 690 and encodes 229 amino acids. Gene Ontology annotation, cellular component: SCF ubiquitin ligase complex. Gene Ontology annotation, molecular function: protein binding. The record is from RefSeq and is a predicted model, not a curated record. The transcript has a single exon. Lineage: Eukaryota; Viridiplantae; Streptophyta; Magnoliopsida; Fabales; Fabaceae.
AUGCCAGACAAAUUCCAUAGACAAAGGAGUGAUCAUUUAAGCUCAAAGGGUAGUAAAAGGUUUUUGUUGAUAGCUGUAGGAGGUCUGGGAUCUUGGGAUGAGCCUUUGGAAUCUGGAGAAAUAUAUGAUUCUGUAUCAAAUAAAUGGACUGAAAUCCAGAGAUUGCCUUUUGAUUUUGGAGUUGCUUGUUCUGGAAUUGUUUGUGGCAGGAUGUUUUAUGUUUAUUCCAAGAUGGACAAGCUUGCAGCAUAUGACAUAGAACGAGGUUUCUGGUUUUCAAUUCAAACCACUCCGGUCCCACCUCGUGUACAUGAAUACUACCCCAAACUUGUAUCUUCUAAUGGCCGACUUUUCAUGCUCUCAGUGUCCUGGUGUGAAGGGGAUGGUCAAAUUGGGCGACGAAACAAGGCUGUUAGAAAAUUGUGGGAGUUAGAUCUCAUGUAUCAUACCUGGACUGAAGUUUCAGUGCAUCCUGAUGCCCCAAUGGACUGGAAUGCAGUUUUUGUGGCAGACAAAAACCUGAUUUUUGGGGUAGAGAUGUUCAAAAUAUUUGGUCAGGUGUUGGAUUUUCUCACUGCAUAUGAUGUGUCUAAUUUGGCUAAGUGGAACCAUAUUUCAAGGAAUCAUGUUACUCAUGAGCUGGAUGGUUCUUCGUGCUUGACCAAAUCUGUGGCUGUCCUACACCUAUGA